GAUAGAAAGACUGUUGCUCAAUCUGUGCUUCACAGUUUAUUAGAUCUUUAUUGUGGAGCAUUAGAACAUGUGCUAAACUUUGAACUUCUCUUUUUUUUUCAGAAUGACAGACUUUCAAGGUUUGACCCAGGGCUUUCUAAUACUGCACAUAAUGAGGGUCCUGAACAGUUCACUAAUCGAACAGGUUUCUCUACUUAUAGAGGAAGCAAGCAAGGGUCUCUCAGGGCAGAAAAAGAAGACACGUUGGAUUAUAAAAAGCUUUAUGAGCAGUUCUUGGCAGAAAAUGAGAAACUUAAGGCGAGUCUACAUGACACAAACCUGGAACUGAAUGAGUUGAAAGUGCAAUUAGAGAAAACCACACAGAGGCAAGAAAGGAUAGCUGAUCGGUCGCUGCUCGAGAUGGAGAAAAGGGAAAGAAGAGCUCUGGAAAGGAAAAUAGCAGAAAUGGAAGAGGAGCUUAAGGUAAAUGUUUAGACACCAUUUACUUUAAACUGAUUGAUAUCG
Rhincodon typus (whale shark) is the source of this 504-nucleotide messenger RNA. RefSeq names its product protein phosphatase 1 regulatory subunit 12A-like. The record is from RefSeq and is a predicted model, not a curated record. NCBI's taxonomy places the organism in Eukaryota, Metazoa, Chordata, Chondrichthyes, Orectolobiformes, Rhincodontidae. Gene Ontology annotation, molecular function: phosphatase regulator activity; enzyme inhibitor activity; protein kinase binding. The annotation marks the transcript as partial. Gene Ontology annotation, cellular component: Z disc; A band; cytoplasm. The transcript is spliced from 5 exons.